CCCACCCCCUGCUCGUCCUCGUCCCUGACGCAGCGCAGCACGAGGAAUGGCGCGCCGGGCGUCCAGCACCGCCUCUACGCCCGCCACCACCACAGCGCCGCCGGCUGCCCGUGCCGAGCCCACAGCGAGGUCUCCCCGGCGGCUGGGCCCUCGAGCAGCAGCGCCAUCGCUCCGGCCAACGGGGAGAAGCCUCACCCCGGGAGAGCCAAUGGCGUGGCCCCUUCCCCCUCCAGCCCCUCCUCCCCCUCCUCCCCGGGGAUGCCAUUGGCCGAGGCUCUGCGCGGGGGGCGGGCCUUAGUGCCAGUGGGGGGUGCAGCCGAGGGACGGGAGGCCCAGAGGGGGCGGAGCCUCGUGCCGGUGGGGGGCGUGGCCGGCACGAGAGGUGGGCGUGGCCAGAGGCACCAGCGCCAGCCGCAGGGCUUCCUGAAGACGGUGUCCAUCAUCGACACCCUGAGCGAGCUCGCCCACGGCCCUGAGGCGACGCGCUUGGCGCAGGAGGAGCCCCGGCCGACCCUCGGCCUCGCCCCCAACCCCCCUUCGUCCUCGUCCUCGUCCUCGUCCUCCUCCUCGAACCACCCGGGCCCCCUCCCCCCCCACCACCAUCCGCCUCUCCCUCCCCCCUCGGCUCACCUUCCCCCCUCGUCCUCCUCCCGGGGGGCCGGACCAGGGGCGGCACCCCAGCCCGCCCCCACGGCCGAGUUCCGGGGGGCAGCCGGCCAGGCGGUCGCCCAUGACUCCACGGCCGGAUUUGGGCCGGCGGUCAGCCAGAUGGUCCCGUCGUACUGCCCUGCCGGUGCCAGUUUUGGGCCGAUAGUCAGCACGGCGGUCCUGUCACACUCCCCUGCCGGCGCUGGCUUUGGGCCAGCGGUCGGCCAGGCCCUCUCGUCCCAUGCCAGCACCAACCUGACCUCAACCCAGCAAGCGGCUGCCGGCGACCCGGCGCCCGCGCCCGGCAGCCAGGCAGCACCGACCCCAGCGGCUGCCGCCACCAACCCCCUCCUCCCCCCCGUGCUCUCGCCCGACUUCCGGCAGUACAGCGAGAAGAUCUACGACGCCGUGACCUCCUCCUCGUCCGGCGCGGCAGGCGUCAGGCGCUGCGUCGGAAGCCUCGGGGGGGCAGGGGGGCCCCUGAGGAUGAUCCCGGAGCGAGGGGCAGGGAGAGGCAAGGAGAGGACGACGGGCGAGAGGAAGAGGGGGACGGGGAGGGCGGACGAGAGAGGCACAGGGACCGGGGGGGAGGAGAGGAGAGGCCGAGAGAGGCCAGGGGGGGGAGGGAGAGGGACAGAGAGAGGCAAGAGGAUCGAGACGGAAAGAGCAGCGGGCAAGGCAAGGCCGAGCGCCAGAGAGGGCGGGAGCAGGAGGCCGAGCGAGAGGGAGCACGGAGGAGCGGGAAGGGAGAGAGGGACGGAAAGAGGCCGGACGCCAGACUGGAUCAAGAGGAUAUUCGACGUCGCCAAGAACGGGGAACUGCACUCGCUGAAGCGCAGUGUUGCCAACAUGGAGGGCUCCCUGAUCCGCAACCUGAGCGACCACAGCGGCAACAACCUCCUCCACGUCAUGGCAGUCUACGGCCACCUGCAGCCCCUGACGUGGCUCCUGUCCACGCACGAGGUCCUGCUCGAUGCCCUGCACGACGAGAACAAGUUCGGACUCACGCCCCUCGUCUGCGCCAUCAAGUACGGCAACCUGCGUCUGCUCCAGUGGCUCGUGGAGAACAGCCGGGUGCGGGAGAAGGUACGGCCGAGGGACGGGGAGCGGUCGUUGCUUCAUGUCGCAGCCAAAUACGCACAGGAGGAGAUCGUACUGUGGCUCGCCCGUUACAUGUCCCUCCGUGAGAUUCCCCUCGACAGCAAAGACCACCUCGGUAACACGGCCCUACACUUGGCGGCCAGGACGGGGAACUGCGGCGUCUGCUCGAUCCUCUUGCAACACGGGGCGGAUGUCACGCUCAAGAACGACCUGUGCCACAAGGCUUGGGAGACGAGUGCCUCCCGCGGCCACGUCUCCUGCGCCGAGUUCCUGUGCGUGCAGGAGGCCGGCCUGGCGCUGGCCGCUGACGUCACGAGGCGGGAGGCCGAGCUGGACGCCGCCGCGGCCGACAACCACGCCUUCAGGACCAGCUUUAAAGAGGCCGUGUCCAUCGCCCGCCGCCUGGCCAAGGACCGCGAAGAGGAGGCCGUGUCCAUCGCCCGCCGCCUGGCCAAAGACCGCGAAGAGGGCCUGCGCGAACUGGCCGGCCUGCGCGACUGCAUGGCGGACGCCCACGAGAGAGUGUUACAGGCCCUGCAAGCGCUGGCGGACGAGAACGCGAGGCUGAGGGAGCGAGUCGACGGCGUGAGGGGCCAGAGGGAGGCCAGAUUCCUCGGGGCGCAGAAGGUGUGGUUCGGCACCAUGGUGGACGUGGAUCUCAGGCACAGGAUGGGCGAAGUGGAAGGCUCUUGGAAGCGACUCAGGGCCAAAAACCACAGGACGGUGGCCACGGCGCACCUCCCGCUCGACGUGUUCAGUCCGUCGCGUCCCUCUUCCCGUUUAGCGAAGAGGAGAUAG
This is a messenger RNA of Penaeus indicus, 2547 nucleotides long. RefSeq lists its product as uncharacterized. Lineage: Eukaryota; Metazoa; Arthropoda; Malacostraca; Decapoda; Penaeidae. The record is from RefSeq and is a predicted model, not a curated record. The transcript is spliced from 10 exons. Gene Ontology annotation, molecular function: ubiquitin protein ligase binding. The coding region runs from base 259 to 2547 and encodes 762 amino acids.